Messenger RNA from Mollisia scopiformis, 1143 nucleotides. Its product is annotated as succinate dehydrogenase-ubiquinone-cytochrome b small subunit, mitochondrial precursor. Gene Ontology annotation, cellular component: mitochondrial envelope; membrane. Gene Ontology annotation, molecular function: heme binding; ubiquinone binding. The transcript has 3 exons. NCBI's taxonomy places the organism in Eukaryota, Fungi, Ascomycota, Leotiomycetes, Helotiales, Mollisiaceae. Bases 152 to 748 code for a protein of 198 amino acids. Gene Ontology annotation, biological process: tricarboxylic acid cycle; mitochondrial electron transport, succinate to ubiquinone. The record is from RefSeq and is a predicted model, not a curated record.
CUUUUCGUCAACCAAUCAGAGGCGACCCGAAAAAGCAUGACCCGUCCGGGAAGGUGCGGACGCUUUUGCCGAGGGAAGAGACGUUCACGACUUCACUUCAGACCUCAGAUCAUCCACGACCACUUCAUUGCGGACAGCACAACGAAUCAAUAUGACUUCAAUUGUGCGACCAGCAAUGCUUCAGAAGACGUGUUUCGCAGCAGCUUCGAGGCGUGCCUUCUCGACGAAGCUCUCUUCUAACCCCGCCACCAAUCCUACCUCAGUCUUAUCGAGAAAGGUCGUCCGUAAUACGUUUGCCAGAGAUGCUGUGCCAGGUUCGAUGCGAGUAGCUGCUUUCCAUGCAAGUGGCAGACGAUCACUUCUUCCAGCUCUACCACAGGUCGUUCAAGGAACUGCGAAUGAUCCAGCACCAGUGCCCACCCCAAGUCCCUCGCAUGGCUCCUACCAUUGGACCUUCGAGCGUUUGAUCUCUGCCGGUCUCGUCCCACUCACGAUUGCACCAUUUGCCGCCGGAUCAUUAAACCCCAUGAUGGACGCUAUCCUCUGCGGUACAAUCCUGAUCCAUUCACAUAUCGGCUUCGAAUCCAUCGUCAUCGAUUAUAUCCCCACGAAGCGAUUGCCGAAGACAAGGGUGUUAUUUUGGUGGGGUUUGAGGGCCGCGACUGUCUUGGUUGGUGUUGGUUUGUACGAAUUCGAGACGAACGAUGUUGGUGUCACGGAGGCUAUCAAGAGGAUUUGGAAGGCAUGAGGGACGAGGAAAGCUUGUAUGGUAUCGAGUGGGAAUGGAUUGAGCAUACCAGGUAGGCCGUGCGAAGUAGCAGAUACAUUUUGCCUCAAAUGAUUUCGAACUUGAAUACUGUUUGUUGUGGAAUCUUUGAGACAUAUCGUGGCGCUUUUUUUUCGUGAUAUUUUAUUUUCCAGGAAAUCAACUACAUAUCUAUCAUAAUGAGAACCACUAAGCUUCUUUAUUCAAAAAGAGCUGGCACUGUCGAUAUUGCAAGGCAAGAAGAGUGUUCUCUUGGCUCUUAAGAUAUUUAUUCAAGUCGAGCACAUAGCAACCUCAGGCGAUGUACUAGCUAUCAUUUGGCUGUGCCUCGCUUAGCUUCGAAAGACCAAAAACUCACAGAGCCAAAGGCUGGUGUC